UGCAGGGGUGAAGGCGAACAUGGCUGCGCUCAGGACAACGCGGUGUGUUAUCCAAAGCGCCCGGCUUUUUGCAAACACGGAACAGCCGUGCAUUAGAGGUCUGUGCACCCAGAGCCCCGGGGAACUCGGAGUGAAAACUGCAGGUAUCAGAAAACCUCAAUUCAUGGAUAAAGAUGUUCAGAGUAUUCUUACCAGAAUAACGGGCUUGAAUCUGGAGAAGGUGUUCAAGCCUAUGAAGCAGCAUUUGACGCCACCUCAGUACAAGCUACUGACUAAUGAGCAGCUUGAGGAGGCUCGGCGUAAAGCAGAGGAAGCAGCUAAAGAUCGCCUCCGCAUGCCACCAGUCCUGAAUGAAAGGGAACCAAUUUGUGACGUACUUGCAGAAGAUAAGAUUCUUGAAGGUUUGGAAAUGGCUAAAUAUGUCUUCACAGAUAUAACAUAUGACAUUCCACACAGAGAGCGAUUUAUUGUGGUGAGGGAACCUAAUGGGGUGCUGCGCAAAGCAACCUGGGAAGAACGGGAUAGGAUGAUCCAGGUCUACUUUCCUCGCGAAGGUCGCAGAAUCAUUCCACCACCAAUUUUUAAGAAUGAAAAUCUUAUGGUUGUUUUUGCUCAGGAUCAUCUUGAAGACAUUCUUGAUCUCUGUAUUGUCCAAUUUGAGCCAAAUUCUGCUGAUUACAUCAGGGUUCACCACCAGACAUACGAAUAUAUUGAUAAGCAUGGCAAGUAUGAUCUUCUCCGAUCAACUAGACACUUUGGAGGUUUGGUGUGGUACCUGGUCAACAGGAUGAGAAUUGAUGGUUUAUUAAUAGACAUGAUUCAAAGAGGUCUAAUGGAUGAUGCUGUAAGUGUGAUUUGGCUGUAUCACUUGCUCCAUCCAGAGUGCCAGUCAGCAAAGGAGGCAAACAAACAGCAAGCCAAGGGUAGCGAAUUGAUUAAGGUAUUUUCACAAACUGAUUCCAAGAAGGGAGGCUAUAUUGAAUUAGCUUUGCAAGUUUAUCAGGAAACACUCAACGGCUCUGCUAAUCAGGAUCUACACAGGAGUGAAGAACAAAACUGCUCUUAAUCUAAUCCAACUUUACUCUGUUUUGAUCCUGUGAAAACAAUUGAUGGCAGAACAUUUAAUUUCCAUUCCACUUGCUUUUGGAAAAAAAUCAUUCACUGUAGCAACAUUGUGGUCAACUUGUACAGACAUUACCUUCUUAUAAAAUUCAAGGUUUUCUAUUGCAGGGGAAGUGAUUUAAUAAAUAUUUAACUGUUAUUGGCUGCCUUUGAACCCCUUCCUAUGUCAGUGGACACAUUGAGCCAGGGGAGUCAUGAUUGUGUUUACAAUCAUUAGGGCUGGACAGUGUUGCCCUUUGUUUUUAAAAAUAAUUGUAUGAAAAGUUCAACAUUGGUUUUGCAGAGCA
Molecule: messenger RNA, 1409 nt
Organism: Pristis pectinata (smalltooth sawfish)
Lineage: Eukaryota; Metazoa; Chordata; Chondrichthyes; Rhinopristiformes; Pristidae
Gene: mrps22
Product: mitochondrial ribosomal protein S22
Exons: 8
Coding region: 20-1066 (348 amino acids)
Cellular component (GO): mitochondrial small ribosomal subunit
Molecular function (GO): structural constituent of ribosome
Source: RefSeq, a predicted model, not a curated record